Fusarium subglutinans is the source of this 1188-nucleotide messenger RNA. RefSeq names its product kinase domain protein. The coding region runs from base 1 to 1188 and encodes 395 amino acids. The record is from RefSeq and is a predicted model, not a curated record. The transcript has a single exon. NCBI's taxonomy places the organism in Eukaryota, Fungi, Ascomycota, Sordariomycetes, Hypocreales, Nectriaceae.
AUGCUGUCAGAUAUAAGCGAAGAAUCAGACGAUGACACAAGCAACGAGUACUUUCCAUCAACAGAGCUAUCUAUGAGGGUAGCAAGUAUUACUGACAUACUCAACAACCUAUACCGAUUAUCAUACAAAAUUAGCAACUCUAGCCUUCGCCCCAGCUCUACCGGGGCCAGCUUGAUUCGAGCGGUGGACAAUGAGACAGAGAUCGAUCUCUUCGACACGCUCCAUGAGUUUGACUCAAGGCACCUGAUCGAACUCUUCAGAGCUAUACGUCAAGGAAAGUCUGAAGGCGCUGAAUGUUCCGACGUUCUUCUCGAAAGAUUCACAACAUCUCAUGUGUUACGACGCAAGCAAUUUAGAUAUUGGGAAAGGCAUGCUAGAAAACUUGGUAUUCAACUUCUGUCUGUGCGCCAAAUACCUAGCAGAGAGAUGAACUUAGCAUCAGAGGUUCAAGAGGAUGUAAGACUUCCACAAAUGAAGCGUCUUGAACUCCCUCCCCAGGUCGCGGAACAGAGCUAUAUUUCUGAGACUAAUGCAACCCCAUAUGACCCCGCCCGAGAUGAUCGAACAGAGAGAGAAACCAUACUGUCACUGGCCUCGACUGCCCUCGAUGCCGAAGGAAAUGGAAUUAAGGUGCCCACGCCUCCCAAGGACGCACUGAAUGGAGAUUCGUUUACCUGCCCUUACUGCUGGGUGGUUUGCCCCCCAAAGCAAGGAAGAGGAAAAACUUGGAAAUCGCAUGUCUUCCGUGACCUGAGACCUUACGUAUGCACGUACGAAGCAUGCAGCUCAACCAACGAUCUUUAUCAGUCAAGAAAAGCGUGGGUGGAUCACGAGGAAGCUGUACAUCGACCUAGUUGGCGAUGCCGCGAUCAUCCCGAUGCCUGGUAUGCGUCAUCUGCUAGUUUUCAGAGCCAUCUAUUACUGGAGCAUGAUAGAGGUCUCUCGGACGAACAACUCCAGGACUUGACAAACGUCUCUGAAUUGGCUCUAAUUGAUGAACGUGAUACUUGCCCCAUAUGCCUCGAAGAGAAGCCAUUCCCCAAAGGCCUGACCAAUCAUUUAGCAAACCACCUUGAGCGAAUUGCACUCUUUUCUCUUCCAACGACAACAUCCGCUGAGGACAAGAACGCGGAUGAAAGCGACUUCUCCAAAUUCUUCAACAUUGAUUCUGACGGUCGUCGACAUUAG